Cajanus cajan (pigeon pea) is the source of this 526-nucleotide messenger RNA. RefSeq lists its product as uncharacterized. NCBI's taxonomy places the organism in Eukaryota, Viridiplantae, Streptophyta, Magnoliopsida, Fabales, Fabaceae. The record is from RefSeq and is a predicted model, not a curated record.
UUUGUUAUAAGCGUGAAAACGUUGUGAAUCCGUGACAGAGACACCAACGUUGUCAUCCCUUCCUUCUAUUUUCCACUUUUACACUUCUCCUUCUUCAAACCUUCCUUUUAAAUUCCCGCAUCAUCUUCACGAUUUCCCAGAUCCGAAAUACCCAGAAGGGAAAGAUCGAAGCUUUGGAUUCAAACAUGUGUUGUGGGGGGAGGGUCUGCAUGCUUUGCACGUGCCUCAUUCUGGUGGUGCUCGCCAUCGGCUUGCUGUUCGGCUUCGGAGUCUUCAAACAUGGCUUCCACAAAAUCAAAGACACCGUCAGUUUCUGCGAUUCAUGCGGUGGCGCCGCUGGAGGAAGGCCAUUCUUGGGCCACGCGCCGCCCCCCUUCUUCUAGUUCACUCUGUUCUUCUUGUUUUCUGUUAAUUGUUUUGGGGAUUUGUUUUAUUCGUUAGUUAGGGUUCGCAUUUGUAAUUACAUGUUUUUUUCUUGGGAUUCAUUUUCAUUUUCUAAUGAAUUGUCUUUCUUGUUAUUUUUGUU